AUGACCAUCCACUACUUGAACGGCAAAGGCUCUGCGCUUUUCCGUCCUCUGACUAUUUCAAAUGGCAAAAUUACCCUCGAACAUCGUGUCGUCCAUGCGCCUUUGACCCGCAACCGUGGGGAGCCAUUGAGUCCUACCAGCACCCCGGACCACCCGAAUCGUAUUUGGAUCCCAGGAGAUGCGGUUGUGGAGUACUAUUCCCAGCGUGCUACCAAGGGUGGCUUGAUUAUUACGGAGGGAAUUCCACCAUCGCUCGAGAGCAAUGGCAUGCCCGGAGUACCCGGUCUCUUCAACUCCGAACAAGCAGCAGGCUGGAAACGAGUCGUCGACGCAGUGCACGCUAAGGGGGCCAUUAUCUUCUGCCAGCUAUGGCACGCCGGCCGUGCUACGAUCCCUCAGAUGACUGGAUCGCCUCCCGUCUGCCCCUCGGCCAGUGUGUGGGACUGUCCGACAGAAUGUUACUCGCACGCGCCCGUUGGUACCACCGAGCCCGUGCUCUAUGCUAAUCAUCCGCCUAUCGAAUUGACUGUGGACCACAUCAAGCAGACUAUCGAUGAUUAUUGCACUGCGGCCAAGACCGCCAUGGAUAUUGGCUUCGAUGGCGUCGAGAUCCAUGCUGGAAAUGGAUACUUGCCGGAGCAAUUUCUGAGCUCCAAUAUCAAUAGGCGUGAGGAUGCUUAUGGCGGGACUCCGGAGAAGCGCUGCCAAUUUGUGUUUGAGCUAAUGAGCCAGAUGGCGCAGACCAUUGGCGAGCAAAACCUGUCUAUUAGAUUGUCGCCCUUUGGUGUAUUCAAUCAAACGCGCGGAGAACAGCGCCUCGAGACUUGGACUCAUCUCUGCGAGGGUCUCAAGAAGAAUCUACCUGCGCUUUCCUAUGUCAGCUUUAUCGAGCCGCGUUAUGAACAAAUCUUCGAUGUGGAAGAAAAGGACAAGUUCCUGGAGAGCUGGGGCCUGCUGGACGUGACUCUUGAUCGUUUCCGUCAGAUCUUUGGGUCCACUCCAUUCUUCUCCGCUGGUGGGUGGAACGACCAAAACUCCUGGGGAGUAGUGGAAUCGGGCAAAUACGAUGCUCUUCUGUACGGUCGCUACUUUACCAGCAAUCCGGAUCUGGUGCACAGACUGAAGGAAAAGAUCCCCCUGGCUCCAUACGACCGAGCUCGGUUCUAUGGACCCUUUGAGGAUAAGACCUUCCAUUAUACCGAUUACCCUACUGCGGAUCAGCAGAAUUAG
Messenger RNA from Penicillium paradoxum, 1230 nucleotides. Its product is annotated as alkene reductase. Lineage: Eukaryota; Fungi; Ascomycota; Eurotiomycetes; Eurotiales; Aspergillaceae. The transcript is spliced from 4 exons. Gene Ontology annotation, molecular function: oxidoreductase activity; FMN binding. The record is from RefSeq and is a predicted model, not a curated record. The coding region runs from base 1 to 1230 and encodes 409 amino acids.